CAUGCCAUGUGAGCGAACCCUGGUGGCAGCUGUCAGAGCUGAUCACGCCUCCUUCGCACAGCAUGCUGGGGGUGCCUCUGCUGUCAUCUUCCUACAGACAACCAUGAGCCCAUCCACCCAGGCGGCCACUUUCAUAGCCACCUGUCCAUGCCCUGUGUGACCCUUUUGGACACCUGCAGGUGCCAGAUCCCGAGAUGCGGCCCCUCUGGAGACUCCUCAUUCUUCUUGGUUUGCUGGCCUGGCCCUCGGUCCUGCUGCCCAGGCAGCCAUGGCCUGGCCUGGCCAAGGCCCACACAGAGAGCAAAUCUACCCUGGCAAGAGUUAUUGCCCAAGGCCUCAUGAAUAGCAAUGUGGAGGGCCGAAUCCAGAAGCUGCACCUCCUGGACAGUCUGAACGUCUCUGGGCAAGCAGUCCCAGGCAUGGUGGGCUGGCUUAUCGGUGGCAUGAAUAUCCAGCAGCAGCAAGAGAUCAGCAUCAGCAUCGCCAGCGUCCAGCUGGACUACGGUGGGAUCCAGAUGUCUUUCCACAAGGAGUGGUUCUCAGCCAACAUCUCACUGGAACUUGACAUUGAGUUGGGCCUGCCCGUGAGCAGCAGUGUCGUUCCGACGCUGGUGCGCAUGAACCUCACGGUGGAGUUCUGGCUGCAGAAAGACGAGUUCGGCCGGAGGGACCUGGUGAUGGGCAAAUGCCAGGUGCAGCCCGACGGGGACCAUGUGCAGAUUCUCACCCAGGCUGUCCCACCCAAGACGAAGCAUUUUGUCUACAACUUCAAAGAGAACCUGGAAAAAAUCAUGCCACGCCUGGUAGAAAGUCAGGUAUGUCCACGGAUGGACGAGAUCCUGAGGCAGCUGGAUGUGAAGCUGUUGAAGAGCCUCAUGGAACAAGCUUCUGCUCAUGAACUUCAUCAACUGUGAACCCAGGCCAUACACUCUGGGCUGCAGGGCCUCUUAGCUGCCCCCUGUUGGCCAAAGCAAGCUUCCACACCUUGGGACCUCAAGUCUCCCACGAAGUGGAGCUGUGCUGCCCCCUGGAAACCUUGACCCCAGAACCUGUGGACCUCUCCCACAAUAAACUGUAGCUCUGAAGAC
Messenger RNA from Ochotona curzoniae (black-lipped pika), 1088 nucleotides. It is a transcript of the gene BPIFA3, whose product is annotated as BPI fold containing family A member 3. NCBI's taxonomy places the organism in Eukaryota, Metazoa, Chordata, Mammalia, Lagomorpha, Ochotonidae. Bases 195 to 914 code for a protein of 239 amino acids. The record is from RefSeq and is a predicted model, not a curated record. The transcript has 7 exons. Gene Ontology annotation, molecular function: lipid binding.